This is a messenger RNA of Neltuma alba, 2615 nucleotides long. Its product is annotated as protein indeterminate-domain 5, chloroplastic. Gene Ontology annotation, molecular function: DNA-binding transcription factor activity. Lineage: Eukaryota; Viridiplantae; Streptophyta; Magnoliopsida; Fabales; Fabaceae. Gene Ontology annotation, cellular component: nucleus. The transcript has 5 exons. The record is from RefSeq and is a predicted model, not a curated record. The coding region runs from base 414 to 2210 and encodes 598 amino acids.
AAUCUGGAGGAAAAUACAUUGAAAAGGGAAAAGGAGGGCAGAGAAUUACAGAGAGAAAGAGGAAAAUAAGGAAGCCCAAAAAAAAAAAAAUUCCUCGGUGCUUAUGUGUUGGUGUAUCUGCAUGACACCAAAUCAGUGAUAUAAUUUCAGUAAUAUAUCACUUUGCUUCAAAUUGGCGUUUAAAAUAAGCCAAACCAGCUGAGAAGGAAGAAAGGAAGAAGAAGAAGCAGAUAGAAGAGAAAAUUCAUGUCGUCAAGUACUGUGCCCAUGGAGGAAUUGCAUGUGCCUUUUCCGGAAUUCAGAUAGCUUUACAAGGCCAAAGCAGAAUAAGAGGAUAUCCCCAGCUGAACCAGACCACUUAUAUCCUUGAAGAAGAAGGAGAAGAAGAAGAGAAAGAGGAAGGAUAUAUAUAAAUGCUAUCUGCUGAUAUGGCGGCAUCUUCUUCGUCGGCGUCGCUGCUCGGAAUAAGAGGAGAUCAGAAUCCGAUGAAUCAGCAGCAGCAUUCAUCAACCCCAACUUCGUCAACAACCGCAGCUGCACCACCCCAGAAGAAGAGGAGAAACCAGCCAGGAACACCAAAUCCAGAUGCGGAGGUGAUAGCUCUAUCUCCAAAGACAUUAAUGGCGACAAACAGGUUCAUUUGUGAGGUAUGCAACAAAGGGUUCCAAAGAGAGCAGAACCUACAACUCCACAGAAGAGGACACAACCUGCCUUGGAAACUAAAGCAGAAGACAAACAAAGAGCCAAAGAGAAAGGUUUAUUUGUGUCCGGAGCCCACAUGCGUGCACCAUGACCCCUCCAGAGCUCUGGGUGACCUCACUGGCAUUAAGAAACACUAUUCUCGCAAACAUGGCGAGAAGAAAUGGAAGUGCGAGAAGUGUUCGAAGAAAUACGCGGUUCAGUCUGAUUGGAAAGCACAUUCCAAGACCUGUGGCACCAGAGAAUACAGGUGCGACUGUGGAACUCUCUUCUCCAGGCGAGACAGUUUUAUCACCCACAGGGCGUUUUGCGAUGCACUGGCUCAGGAAAGUGCGAGACAACCUUCCAGCUUGAUUAGCAGCGCCAUUAGUGGGAGCCAGCUCUAUGGAAGUAACAAUAUGGCGGCUUUAGGCUUAUCUCAGGUGGCCUCCCACAUCUCCGCCGUCCAUGACCACCACCCCAACAACCAAACCGGCAGCGACAUUUUGCGACUGGGUGGCGCAGCUGCCACUGCCGCUCGGGCUGGCCAUUUUGACCACCUUCUUCCACCAUCCUUAAUUAGACCACCACCGCCACCGCAGAUGGCGGCCAAUGUUGCUUCUCCUCCGGCCUUCUUCAUGGCGGAUCAAUCAAACCAGAACUAUCACAACCACCAUGAUCACCAUCAUCAUGGAUUCAUGCAAUUCUCUGAUCUUCAUCACAACAAUAGCAACAAUUCUCCAACAUCUGCACCUAAUAACAACAACCUCUUCACCCUUCCUCCAUUCCUCUCCAACACCACCAACAAUAACAGUUCUUUAUCCGAACACUUGGGCAAUAACGGAAGCGCCGGCGGAGGAGGAAACGUAGACGGCCCCACCACCUUCUUCUCCGACCAAAUCACAAGCUCCAGUGCUCCUUCUCUUUUCAGCACAUCUCUUCAGAACAACAGUAACAGCAGCAGUAUACCCCACAUGUCUGCAACAGCACUGCUUCAAAAGGCUGCUCAAAUCGGUGCGAGUACUAGCAACAACAGCACCACAGCCUCGCUUCUCAGAAGCUUCGGAAGCUCCUCCUCCACCACCACUGGAUCCAAGUCUGACCACCACCACCACCACAACAGGCCGCCGCAGCAGCUGGUCGGAGCAAACUAUGGCGCUAUUUUUGGAGGGUCGUCGUCGUCGACGAACAACGAGGAUCAUCAGACCAGUAAUCUUCAGGACUUGAUGAACGCAUUCAGUAGUGUUGGUGGGUAUGAAGGAUAUGAUCAUCAUCAUCAUCACCAGCAUCAACAAAACAACUCAAACACAAGAGACCUGAAACUUCCCGUAGGAUCUGACAGGCUUACUCGAGAUUUUCUUGGGGUUGGGCAGAUUGUGAGGAGCAUGAGCGGAGGAAUUUCACCCAGAGAUCAUCAUCAACAAGGGUUCAUGAACUUGGGUUCUUUGGAGAGUCACCGAAACAACAACAACAACAACAAUAAUGCUGCGCCGUCAGGCCAUUCUUUUGGAGGAGGAGGGAAUUUUCAGUGAUUAGUUAAAGUCGAAGCUGAAAAAACCGAAGUAGCAAGGGAUGGAUAUCGUCAAGAAGUUCGGUUACAGUGAAGGGUUGACUGGCUGGCUAAUUCAAUAGGAGCAGAUAUUAUAUACACAUUCUCCUCUGGGAGACUGCCAUCAUCGGACCGUUUAUGAUUAAUUAGGCCUCUUUCCAACUCAAUUACAUCAUCUUCAACUUCAUUUAGACUUUCUCUUUUUCUCUUCCCAUCAACUAUAUUCCAAAAAAAAAAAGUAGCUAGAAUCAAACAUAUCAUGGUUUCAUGAACUUAGUUUCUAGCUUUAGUUUAUAGUUUUAUAUAUAUGUUUCAGACUUCAUGAGCUUAAUUGAUACCUUCCUUUGUUCAUAUACUUUUAUAUAUGCUAUUUAUCAUCUCUCUUCAA